This is a messenger RNA of Vicugna pacos (alpaca), 954 nucleotides long. It is a transcript of the gene RPL7, whose product is annotated as ribosomal protein L7. Gene Ontology annotation, molecular function: structural constituent of ribosome; RNA binding. Gene Ontology annotation, cellular component: cytosolic large ribosomal subunit. Gene Ontology annotation, biological process: maturation of LSU-rRNA from tricistronic rRNA transcript (SSU-rRNA, 5.8S rRNA, LSU-rRNA). NCBI's taxonomy places the organism in Eukaryota, Metazoa, Chordata, Mammalia, Artiodactyla, Camelidae. The record is from RefSeq and is a predicted model, not a curated record.
CUCAGUUCUGAGUUCUUUUCUGGCUUAUCCCGGGACACCUAUAAGUCGUGGGGCUUCACGCUAGCCGUCUUUAAGUGGACAGCGCGCAUGCGCCGACUUCCUCUUUCCCGGCUGGAACCAUGGAGGGUGCAGAGAAAGUGGUCCCUGCUAAAGAGAAGAAAAAGAAGGUUCCUGCUGUACCAGAAACCCUUAAGAAAAAGCGGAAGAAUUUCGCAGAGCUUAAGAUCAAGCGCCUGAGAAAGAAGUUUGCCCAAAAGAUGCUUCGAAAGGCGAGGAGGAAGCUAAUCUACGAAAAAGCUAAGCACUAUCAUAAGGAAUACAGGCAGAUGUACAGAACCGAGAUUCGAAUGGCCAGGAUGGCAAGGAAAGCCGGCAACUUCUACGUACCUGCAGAACCCAAGUUGGCAUUUGUCAUCAGAAUCAGAGGUAUCAAUGGUGUGAGCCCAAAGGUUCGAAAGGUGUUGCAGCUUCUUCGCCUCCGUCAGAUCUUCAAUGGCACGUUUGUCAAGCUCAACAAGGCUUCAAUUAACAUGCUGAGAAUUGUGGAACCGUAUAUUGCAUGGGGGUACCCAAACCUGAAGUCAGUAAAUGAACUGAUCUACAAGCGUGGUUAUGGCAAAAUCAAGAAGAAGCGAAUUGCCCUGACAGAUAACGCUUUGAUUGCUCGAUCUCUUGGUAAAUAUGGCAUCAUCUGCAUGGAGGAUCUGAUUCAUGAGAUCUAUACUGUUGGCAAACGUUUCAAAGAAGCAAACAACUUCCUGUGGCCCUUCAAAUUGUCUUCUCCACGAGGUGGAAUGAAGAAAAAGACCACCCAUUAUGUAGAAGGUGGAGAUGCUGGCAACAGGGAAGACCAAAUCAACAGGCUUAUUAGAAGGAUGAACUAAGGUAUCUACCAUGAUUGUUUUUGUAAUCUGGUCAGUUAAUUAAUAAACAGUGACUGCUUUCAAAUUGAAA